This is a messenger RNA of Amoebophrya sp. A120, 6027 nucleotides long. Lineage: Eukaryota; Dinophyceae; Syndiniales; Amoebophryaceae. The record is from the annotation of a GenBank genome assembly.
UAACGAUCGAGACCGUCUGUGAUCACGAAGAUCAGGAAGUUUCGCAUCUUCGUUGCAGUCGUGAACCUCAAAAGUAACGUAAAAAACCCCAGUGGCUGUAAACAAGAUAAAAAAGUCGACGUGUAGCGUAUUCCCUAUUUCUUCAUCCUUGCUUAUUUGUAUCAGUUUUACGAAGCCCUGCAUUCACCCUUCCUGUGUUCUUGCGUAGAUCGAAGCACUUUGGACGGCAUUCGUACUCUUUUAAGAGCACCAGCUGCACACUGGUCGCUUGAUAUUUUCCACUUAUAAAUUUCGCAGCUCUUGAUUAUUUUUCGUUGUGUGAUAUUUAUGAAGUAGUAUGGUUUAUUGCGCACCAGUUGUUGUAACUGUACUAGCUCUAGCUGUUACGUACCCAUUUUAGAAUUUUUUUUUGGCCUUUGAGUAUUACAGCGACAUAAGAAGUGACAACAUAGAAUCAAUUCUUUUUCUCCUCUUCAAAAUUUAUCGAGCUUCUUUCUCGAUUCAUCACAAGUCAGUUUGCACCACUAUUAAAGAGCGGCGCUUUAUUUCAUCAAGUAACUCUCGAAUAAACGAAAAAAGUGCAUCGGUACGGAAAAUCUCAACAGCAUAAAACUUGCUCAUGUUCAGCUUCAGCAUAGGGAAGUACAUGUAAGAAAACCGAAUUUAAGGAUACGGUUUCAGUUUCUGUAAAAGCAUCCUUAUCCUUCUCACACACAGGACGACGUCGAGCUUUUGAGAACUGUGGUCGCGACAACAUGUUGAAGCUGCCUGGAGUUCUCUUCCACGUGGCCAUCGCGCAGCUACUGCUCUUCUACACCGCGCGGCCCAAAAAUGCAGAGCAGGGAGCGGCUUUAUUGACCGAUCUUGUCCCUGGUGGGUCGUUGUUCUUUUUUCAGGGGGUCUCAGCUGCUGCUCCUGGUCCUCGUACCGGUGCUCCUCGAAAGGACGACGGCUACGACAGCGAAUUUUCCGACCUUGAUGAGAGCCCACGCCUGUUGACAACUGACCCUUACUCUGUCGCGCAGCCAGGCGGGACCACGGCUGCUGGUGUAGGACCACGAGAGGAGGAGGACGUUGACCUGCACUUCAGCCCCGCAAGAGAAGACCCGUAUCAACAGGUGGAUCAAGAAUGCCACCCAGAUCUUCAGCCGGCUGCUGCAGCUGCAAAAAAGGAAGGAGCAGCGGGUCCUGGUGCGGGUACAACUACACUCGCGGCGGCCCCUGCAUCUGCAACUUGUUCCGAAGUACGACGACGAGACAAGGGUCCUCGUCGUGUGGACGUCGAGGAAGGUGAAGAUCUACUACCUCCGGAGUUAUGUGCAGACGAACUGGAAUCUUUCUGCGAGGACUCCGAAGAUGAAGACUUUGACUUCGCGGCGCUGGGGGAACGUUUUCCCGAGGACGGCGAGAUCUACGUCUCGGAGGACGAAGAUCAAGAUUUUCCUUAUGAUGACGACUGGGACGUGGACUUUGAAGGACAAUACAAAGAAAAACGAAGUAGAAGUAGACCAGGCUAUGAUAGCAGGACUCCGACACCCCCACCAAGGCAAGAGAAGCAAGAUCCGGAAGUUGUACAUGUUGAGCAGCGAGGACCAUCUCCGCUACAGGAGCGAGUAGCAGUAGCUGCCCGUGCUGGUCAACAAGAAUAUGGUCGUGGUUCCUCAUCUGCUCCUCGCGGGCGCAGGAGCGGCGCGGUUUCAUCUUCCCGCAGCCGCAGCCGCAGUCGUCGACCUGGUCCCCGCCUGCAACUUCACGCCAACUACACACAGAGUAGUUCUUCACGACCUGGUGUCCUGCAACUUCACGCCAGGGAAGAACCAGGACGGAGGUCUUCGCCGCCGAGAAGCAGAAGCCGGAGUUCUACUUGUAGGAAAAAACGCAAUAAACAUAAAGCAGAAGCUGGUGAUGGUGAUCGCGCAGAAGCGCGGAAGCAAAUGGAAGGCAUAUCAAAAUGAGAAAUCCACCCUGCUCCCGAUAUUGAAACGGAGAUUUGUGAUGUAGCAUGAUUCGUGAUCACAAAUUUUAUGUACGUUGUCAUGCUAGAACGAAGGGAACGAAGAGAUGCGGACUGUAGUGCUUGCUGGUGUUGGAAAGUAGCCUUGUGUCUUCAGCAUGAUGGGAAGCGACAACUGGAAGCGCAAAACAUCAUGACAGACUGUCUGCAAGAAGUGAGGCCGCAAAAAUCUCUUGGCCUUUCAGCAAUACAAGUUGAAUUGUGUACUCAAAUCCAGCAAUAAUUAAAAGUUUCCUUUUCGAUAUGGGGCGGGGAGGGGCUUUUCCUCAGAAUAAGACACGAGAUCGCCACCGCGUACAAAUGGAAGUCGAGGACGGAACCGCAGCCGCACCAGUCGAGGACGGAACCACAGAAAAUGCGGUAGAACAAGCGAAGACGAGUAUGUCUUCCCAGAAAUUAAAUUUAAACCAAAAAACUACACACCGUCUCUGCGACAGCAAGCCGAGGAUGCUUUUUACCAGGAUUGGAAAAAAGCGCAAAAGCAAAAUCCGCAUGCCUAUCCGUUCUUUAACGCCUUGGUCAAUUUCUUCCCGAAGGUCUCCGACCCGAGUGCGCCGAUGAAUCAAUUGGAGUUCUUUUUGGACGAUCAUGUAGAAAAUAAUCCAGUGGGCGGAAGGACGAGCAAUGGCCGCCGCGGGAAUGGUCGUGGUCGUGGAGCUGCUGCAGCGACGUCGACCGCUACUAUUCAGAGCCUUUUCCGGUUUUUUGAUUUCGGCUUGACCAUCAAGCACCCCUGGCAAACCUCGCAAAAACUAUGGUCCCCGGCAAAGCCUCAGGAACUGUGGGGGAUGGUGAAGAAGUAUGUGGUAAAACUAAACGAGAAGAACCCCUCUCUCUUUAUUCCCGUUCCCAACAUUUCCGUUCCGGGGUAUUUGCAACAAGAAGCAGACCACUUGAAUAAAGUUAAAGCGGAGGGAAGAAGACAUGAUGAUCAAAAAGUUGAUCCCUACAACCCCCUCCAGCGUCUGGACAACGGAGUCGGUGGUGCGGUUGCAUUGGUAAGGUUGAAAGCGGAGGAAGAUCCACUGGCGAAGGCAAUGACGAAGUGGUACCAGUACGAGAAACAUCCGUAUGACCACUAUGAAGACGAGACACGACGAGAAAGUGAUUGGGGAAGAACAAAUGAACCAAAAUCUUGGUCUUGGUACAAAUUCGACUCUGAAAAAGAAAAGGUCCACCUGGUGAACCAAGCGACCAAGAUAUCAGAGUGCGCAGCUCGACGACCCGCCCUUGUUCCCACUGCUCAUUUGAGUACUUAUUCAAAUGCAUCAGCAGCAGCACAAGCAACGGCAGCAAUUAUGGCCCUUCCAUAUGACAACUCCGCUGCACACCGAUCGUUCAUCUUGCAGUAUUGUUUAGCUAGUUUCGAACUUCGUCAUGCGAACUGCAGCUUUUUAAGUUUCAGUUUCACGCACCAAGAGGUGGAUUUGAUGUAUAUUGGCAUUUCACGACAUUCCAAAUCAAGGGAGACCGCGAGGGGGGCUCCUGAGUAGUUGUGCACUCGGAUAAAUUGUGUAUGGCGGCCAGAAGACGGAGCUUUUACGACUGGAUUCCCUGUGGAAGCUCGCUGCCUUGGUGAUUAAGAAAGGAAAUGAGGAGAAAAACCGGCUUUUGCAGCUAAAAGCAGAGUAUCAAAUGUAAAAGUGUCUGGGUCUGGAAGAAUGCAAGUUUGUCAUGCGUGUCUGGCAUGACUCUGAAAUCUGUCAUGCAAAUUACCAAAGAGCCCCACUUUUCUGUCAUGCAGAAACGUAGUUUGUCAUGCAGAAUAGGCAACACCUAGAAUCUCAGAAACUUGUCAUGCUGAGCCAGCAAUUGUCGCCUCCUCAUGAUACGCCACACAGCAUCACAAGUUUCCAGACCCAGACAUUUUUACAUUUGAUACAGAGGAGAUGCAAGAAAGUGGUCUGACGCAAGAAGCAGAGCGAAGCCCCCGCGCCGGUGGGUACUUUUCUCUCACACUUUUCGGUCUUUCUGCCGGCGAAAAGGCGCUUUAUCAGCAUUUGUUGCGGAGAAGCCAGGAAGAAGAAAGCAGCGCGGUCGUGGUGGUCGGGAGUGGGAGGGACGAGUAUCUGCAGAAAGUGAACGAGCAAAUGGAAAAAGAAUGGAGGGACAAAAAUCGAGAAAAAUACGACGAACAGGGGGUGAUGAGAAAGGAACUGCGAGAACGCAGUAAUAGUACGGGCGUAGAAGGAGGAGAGACUUCUUGGACCUCUACUUCGUGGUGGAAGAAGCAUCAGCCAGAAAAAGAUCACAGCUUCGAAUUUCAGGCCGGGAAGCACGUCUUGGAGCGGCAGGUCGCGAACGAGUACCGUGCGGUGAAAAUUAAAAAGUGGUACAAGAUGAUGGUCGCCAUUCGGCCGUUCGAGCAAUUAGAAGAAAAAGCAACAGCAAGACAACACGUCCCGCUACAGCAAGGGCUCGCAGCCGCGCGAGUCCGGAAGUUUUUGGAAAAGAAAGUUUCCGGAAAACGCAUCUUCCUGCCCCUCGCGGGGUCCGGAUCGUUGUAUGUGAAAGCGGUAAAGCAGUUCCGCCGGUCGAUUUGCCCAUUUGCGCUUGAGAUGAAGAAGGACGACGCGACUAGGCAGUGGGAAAAAACAGACGAUGGCCAAAAUUAUGUGUUUGCGAAAACACCAACGACGCUGGAGGAGGCACAACACCAGCUGAAUUCGUCUAUUUUGUUGCAUAACCUCGUUUACGCGAACGCUUGUCAGGUGGCGGUCACGACGUUUGGGAAGUGGGGUGAAAACAAUGAAAAGCUCUACUACGACCAGAAGCUUAACGUCUACUACACCACUCUAACGGCCUCAACCGGCGAGACGGGUAAGACGCACCAGCUGCGGGCGCACGUCGUGGCGUUUUUCGCGAAGCAUGGGUAUCACGCCCACUUAGUCGGCGAUGAGCUCUACGCGAAGGUGGCCACGGAUCCGAAAUACCGGCAGAGCUUUAUCAAGAAGAAAAAUCCCCUUUCCAUAUCGAAAAGGAAAUUUGUGAUGCUGAUUUGUGACCACAAAUCAGCUUUGUGUUGCGUACAAGGCAAACGGCACGCAUGUGGCGCGAUCAUGAUAGCCAGUCUGUCAUGCGUUUUCGCCUAUGUCAGACUUGUUUCUCAUGCGCAACUGCUAGCCGGGUGCGUAGUACCCAAAUGGGCUUAGAAUGUGCCGACACGCUCUUGCUGCAAUACAAAGCUCAUUUGUGUACACAAACCCAGCAACACAACUUGUCUGUUGAGUACGGGGUGGGGCCUUUUUUCACUUUGAUAAGCUUUCUCUUCCCCGGGCCAGAGGAAGCCGCCCUGUUGCAGUACCAGACAUCUGCAAGUGGAAUCAAGAGCAACAUGGGCAGUUUACCUCCUUCUCUUCAAGAGUUAAGAGAACAAAGCAACCGAAUCCGGAAGGCUAUGAAGAACUUAGGGCAGUUAUCGACCUGUGUAAAACCGUCCCCACCCCAGAUUUGUCAUGCAAAUCUGCAUGCCAAAAAAGUUUCUCAUGCGGAAAAACCCAUGAGAAGCAUUUUCUAUAUCGUGUUUUGGAAAAAUUUGUGAUGCUAUAAUCAGCCUGAUGCGCUACAUCUGUGAUGCUUCUGAACUACCUAAAUCCAAUCGAGGAUUACACUACGAGGACAAACUUGUCAUGCCAAACAACCAAAGCUCCUGUGUGAUUUGUCUAGCAGAUUUCCCAUCUCGACUCUGGUGCGGGGAUGUUUUUAAUCAGGAUAGCAGUUUGAUGAUGAUGAUGAUGAUGAUGAUGAAGAUUUGGAAACCAAAAAAAAGCAAGAAAGAAUCAUCCAGGAAGCAAAACGGCUGUAUCCUGGGCAAAAGUAUCGUACUCGUAGUAAUCGCAGUCAUGCAUUACAAGUUUCUUUCUCAAGUUAAAUCUGCAUUACAAAUUUUAUUUCUCAUGCUGAGGAAAUUUGUCAUGUGAUUUACACGUAGUGCGAUGCUUUUGCAUUUCAUAGGCUGGAUCUCAUCCCGAUUUUGCGUUCGUUUGAUUUUGGGCUGGAAUAUAAAAGUUUAA